UUCAUUUUUUUCCGAUUCCUGUUUGACACUUAAUUUUUCAAAUAGAAAAAUAAACUAUUUUUAUUUACACAAUUUAUUAGAUAACCAGAUAGAAAAGAUGGUAUAAAUCGACCUAGGAGUUUAAACAAGUGUUCACUCUUUAAUCUAAAUUGAUAGUACUGUGAGAUUGCCCGCCAUGGAUUUCUUUUCGGAGAUAAUCGGUGAAACAGUUAUACUCGGCUUAGAUUCUCUGAUAUUGGGAUUUUGUGUGAAACAGCUGAGCAAAUGUAAACAUAUAUUGAAUGCUCUACAGUCUGCACCAGUGUUAGAUAUAGACUCAACACUAAAUAAGGAAAUCAACAAAUACCCGAGCCAAGUAAUCCCCUAUGUGGUGAUCAGAGGUCUGGUGAAACCACUGGGUAACCCCAUCACCAGCAACUACAACCAGUCAGUUACAGGAGUUAUUCAGAGAUUAACAAUAAAGGAGCAUGUAAUAGCUAGAACGUCGGCAGGGUUCUGGUCAGACCAGACGCGAACUAUACAUGAAGUGUUUAACUCUACACCAUUUGUGCUCAGCAACGGCAAAUAUAACAUUGAGGUUGUAGAUGCUCUGGCUGCUGAGUUGUUAGAUUUAGAUGUAAUAUCAGACAAGUUUGAGCCCAUGUCACCGGGUGUGAUAGACCAUGUGUGGGGCUUCUUCUCUGGGGUCAGACAGCGGGGCCUGCAGACUAUGGAGGAGAUGCUACGAGAUGGCUCCUACAUCACAGCCAUAGGAGAGUUGAGCCGGAGCAGUUCUGGCUUAAAGAUACAGCCACCGCGAGACGGGUUGCCAUUGUACUUGACCACAGCCACCAAGUCCAGUUUGCUUAAGAGGCUUGCCAGUUCCAGGGAUUUCUUGAGAGUCCUAAUAGUAGUGUUCGGCACGGUGGCAGCUCUAGCGUCCGCGCGCGUCCUGUACAAGUACAUGAAGAAGCGGCGGCGGCGCGAGGCCGAGCAGCUCAUGAAGAAGCAGCUGGCGGCCGGCCGCCGGGAGCGCCGCGCCAACACCAGGGACAAGAACCUCAGCGAGGUGCAGCUGUGUGUAGUGUGCACCGAGAACCCCAAGGAAAUAAUCCUCCUCCCUUGCGGCCAUGUGUGCCUCUGUGAAGACUGCUCGGAGAACAUCAAAGACAAGUGUCCCAUCUGCAGGGAGAGGAUAGAAUCUAGAGCACCCGCCUUCAUCACAUAGUUUGCCGCUCAACUGCAUAUCACAUUUAAGUAUACGACUAUCGGACGCCCGCGACUUUGAUCGCAUUAACAUUUAUUCCCUAUAGUACAAGAUCCAGCAUAAGGAAUAUAUACCCUCGUCUGUUACUUAUUUGGGAUAAGAAAUAAAUGAUAGAAAAUAUUCACAUUGACACAAUGCAAAUAGGUUGCAUAGUGUAAUUGCUCCCGGUGAGUAUUAAAUGAUUAAUUUCUUUUCAUCAUUAUCAACCCAUAUUCAGCUCACUGCUGAGCUCGAGUCUCCUCUCAGAAUGAGAGGGUUUAGGGCAAUAGUCCACCACAUUGGCCUAAUGCGGAUUGGCAGACUUCACUCGCAGAGAAUUAUGAAAAUUCUCUGGUACGCAUGUUUCCUCACGAUGUUUUUCCACACGUGAUAUUUAAUUUCUUAAAAUGCACACAACUGAAAAAGUUGGAGGUGCAUGCCCCUGACUGGAUUCGAACCCACACCCUCCGGAAUCGGAGCAUAACCACUGGGCUAUCACAGCUCCUCCUUCUGGCUUAAUUAAUAAAAAUUAAAUUGUACACUAGUUAAAAGAAUAUACCCAACAGAACUGAAAACGUAAAGGUUGCCUGUUUUCACAUUGCAACUGUGGGGUUGCCAGAUAUAAACAGUUAAUUAAUAUUAUACAAAUACCCUCAUCAGUUAUUUAGUCGUUUAAUAAGUAUGUCAAAUAAAAGGUUAAUUUUACUGUAGUUAGUUGUUGUAUUAAGUUGUUCAUGGUUACCUAGAUUUAAUAUGAAAAGUGUGUUUGGCCGCAAUUUAACUAGGCAACCUAUAUGUAAUGUGUCAUUGUGCAUAUUUUCUAUCAUUUAUUUCUUAUCCCAAAUAAAUAACAUGAUGAGGGUGUAGAUUCCUUAUGCCGGAUCUUAGACCAUAUGGGACGCCUGCGAUUUUGAUCGUGUCAACACAUUUUUCUCUCGUAAAUUCAAAGAAACAAUACCUUUUGCUAAGUUACACUAAGAGUAUCAUAGUGACAUUAUGGGGAAAAGAUUGUUGCCUACAAAAACCGUAGUGACACUAUUGUAAUAAGAAAUUUUCUUACAAAAAAAUCUGUUUGUUGCAUUCAAGAAACUCCUUGUGUAACUUGCACUAUACACAGUAUGUUGUAAAUACCCUGUCAUACCCAGAAGGAGCAAACAUUUUAAUAUAAUUUACAGGAAAAUUUAUAACAAAAAUCAUUUAAUCUGAUUUCAAAAUAUUAAAUAUGUGAAUUUAGUAUUUAAAAGUCUCAUAAAACUGGUUACAUUUUACAAGACCUUCCUAAUUAAUUUCCAUGUCAUACUGUAUAGGUACACAUGGUAAGCCAUUUAGCUAAUGUGAAAAACGCACGGAAAUCGUGUAGCAGUUUUGUUGAUGAAAGUUGGUUUUUAUGUUUAUUCUCAAUUUAUGUGAAUUAUAAUGGUUAUUGUUGUUUUAUUACAAUGUAUAAAUAAUGUAUGAAGUAAAAUACUGAUGAAAAUACUAAACUCUAUACAGUACAAAGGAAUAGUUUCUAGUCGCUUUGGUGCUUCGUUUUUGUUGAUUGGUUGAUUUUUAUAAGUAAAUUAUUUUGUGACGUAUGUAGUCUGUGUGUCUAAGUUUUAAUAAGUAAUUUAUUCAUUUUACGGCUAAGUUACACGAGGAGAGUUCUUUACAGGAAAAAAUUUUAUAGCCAUAAUCAUAGGUCGCUGGUAAUCGAAAAACUCCUUGUGUAACUUCGCCUUUACUCAUAUUGACAAAACUCUGUAAUUGAUGCAGGCUAAGAAUAGACAGAUAAAACUGAUAUAAUAUUACUACAAUUUGCCAACAUUCUAAAAUAAAUUGGAAAAACAUUUUUCCAACUUAACUAAAAUUUCACUAUCUUGGUUGCUAUUCAAGUGUGUGACGUAAACAAGUCCACUUAAAAUAAAUAAAGAUUAUGUUUAUUCCCGAGGCCCCGCAGUUUCACCUGCGUGGUUCACGAAUGUGGGGUUAAAAUAUAGCAUAAGACACUCGCAAAUAACGUGACUUUCUAAUGGUAAUAGAAUUUUCAAAAUCUGUAGAUGCAGAGAUUACCCCCUACAAUACCACAAACUUUACUUCUUUAUAACAUUAAUAUAUAUAAAGAGACAGACUUAAUAAAUUAGUUUAAUUUUAUUAACUUUCAGUUUAGAUAUUGGUUUUCAAACAUUACAUUAAUUGUAUUUUAGAUACCUAUCUCUUACUUUCGAUUAUAGUUAGCAAAACCGCGAAUGUUUAAUUUAGCUACUUUACAGGAGCGACAAAUAAACUAAUUUGUUUUAAGUAUAUGAGAUAGAUUUAGAUUAAAUUUUAUGAAUGUUGAGCAGUUGUUUGGUCAUAAUUUAUAUACAGAAACAAAUAAGUAUUCUCACUGGAAAAAAAAAAUUACAUACUUAUUCAGUAUUUGUGGUAUUGAAUGCUAAGCAAUGUUAGACAGAAUUAUAAUUUACAUUGUAUAAAAAUACAUAGUUUGUGUACAAUUUGUAUAAUUAUAAACAGUACAGAAAUAUCAAAUAUUAUGUCAUGUACAGUCUUAAUUGUUAUGUUAGAUACUUGUUCUUGUACAUAGUUAAAUGUUAGUUUUUAUCAGAGAGAUGUGAAGGCUAUGAUUGAUGCAUAAGCAAAAGUUUAGAUGAAAUAAAUACUAUUUUAGUAAACUAA
Messenger RNA from Bicyclus anynana (squinting bush brown), 3883 nucleotides. RefSeq names its product mitochondrial E3 ubiquitin protein ligase 1 (gene Mul1). The coding region runs from base 176 to 1207 and encodes 343 amino acids. Gene Ontology annotation, molecular function: ubiquitin-protein transferase activity. Gene Ontology annotation, biological process: protein ubiquitination; organelle organization. The transcript has 6 exons. Lineage: Eukaryota; Metazoa; Arthropoda; Insecta; Lepidoptera; Nymphalidae. The record is from RefSeq and is a predicted model, not a curated record.